AUGGCAGACAAACGAAGGAGGAAGAGCCUGAGCCUCUUCCGGCCGAAGCUCGAGGCAACUCCUUCCGUUCAAAUCCCCACGAGUCCGUCUGAGAAGCGUUCCGAUGAAUACUACAAUCCCAGCCCUGUUGAGCCGGAACAGCCUAGCCCCAAGGUCAGGCCUCGAACUCUUCAAAAAUCCAAUCGGACCUCCGUCUUUGGAUCUAUCCGCUCCCUCCAUUCGCUCGACGAGGAUGAAAAGAUGGCACUGACUAGAUCCGAUUCCAAGGCUUCGUCAUUGGCAGAGGAUGGAGACAUUGGCAUGAAAGGCCUCCUGGGUGAUAAGGUCUCCCAAUACGGAGAAGUACUAGCAGGAGGCACUAACAUGUUUCGAAAAAGAACCCAGUUCUUGGUCUUGACAGAGUCACAUCUAAUUCGCUUCCGAAAUCAAUCCAAAGCCAUUGAAAUGUUUCCUAGCAUCCCCUAUACCAGCCUUAGGGGUCAUGCUCCCCGGUCAUCCUCCGUCAGUUCAUACCAGGAACUCCAAUUUGCUACAUACUCCGACAUCACGUCAGCCAUUCCUCUGGAACAAAUCAUCGCGGUGUGUAAGUUUGACGAUGGUCGACCAGUUCCAUCCAUCGAGGUGGCGCAUCUAGAUGAACGAACAAGAAAAUUUUCAGUUCUGCAAUUUCAAGUCACCGACCUGCGUGAAUCGGAUUUGUGGACUACUGCAAUACGCUCGGCUGCAAAGGCAAGCCAAGCGGGCUCGUCACGACAGGUACAAGCUCAAACGCUUGAGUCCAUCGCUCGUGUUCUGGACCGGGAUCGGGAUUAUGACCCCGAGCAUUUCCGUGUAUUCAAAGCAGUGCAGCGUUCUACUACCAAACCGAACACCAAAUCCUCCGCUGAAGAUUUGACUAGACUUAAUUCGACCAUCUGUUACGUGGCUAUAGGUCUUUACAAGAUACAUCUAGUCCCUUUGAACAAGUCGUCCUCGAGGUCAUCUAGCACUUCUUUGAGUGAAAUGGACUCUUCGAGCUCUUACGGGAUUGUGAACUUGACGGCGAUAAAAGUGCAUUCCGAACAAGACAACUUUCAGCUGCUGUUGAAGUCCCCAUUGGGCCAGCCAUAUACCCUACAAUUGGCGUCAUCCGCCGCUGAAGAUAUAGCACUGUGGCUGAGAUUCACCUCAGAGUAUUUACGACCGGAAUGGAUUCGCCAACCAUUUACUUUCGAUGUCCCUGAAGAGCUUGACGAUAAGAUGAACCCACCCAACUAUCCCCAAGAAGACCAUCACUGCUUUGAUCGGACACUCAUCGCAUAUUGCGCUGCGUACGAUGUCGACACAUCCCGAAUUUGCUACUCUGUGGACUAUCAAUGCGAAGAUGCACCCUGCUUCCAACUCCUCGCGCCGUCAACAAGUGCACCUUAUUCCAAUUUGGAAUUACUUGCUGUCUUCAGGUCGCUGCGUUACAACGAAUCUUUCAGUUCAAUCUCCUUCGCUCGGAUCAAUUUAAGCCCUCUGCGCAAAUUAUAUGAUAUCUUUGGCACUGAUCUAGACAGUUUAACCACCCGCUCUGGACAUCCGACAAAUAUAACGGGCCACCAAGACUUACCUGUACUGUGCCAAGAGGUUCGAGGGCUCGCACUAAAGAGCCGUCGGCUAAGACGAUUGGAUUUCUCAUACAGUAUCCCACAUCAGGUCGUCGCUGAUGAUGAGCAACCCUUUAAUUGCGGCAUUCCAGAAGCAUUGGCGCCUCUUUGCAAAAAGUCUCUCACCAAUGUGGAUUGGUUAAUCUUGACGGGUCUGAAGCUUGCGGAUACCGAUCUAAAUCAUCUAGUGGAUGCUGCAUCUGAACGCAAGUGUCAUUUCAGGGCUUUGGAGAUAGGUGAAUGCGGCUUAUCAGUCCAUGAUAUUGAUGUCUUGCUAUCCGCCCUUGCAGUCCAAGAGAAUACUGUCGAGGUAAUCAAUAUAUCGGGUGCUCAAGGGCGCUUUAGUCCCGAACUGUUCCAGAGAGCCAUUGGUGCCUUUAGCAGGAUCCGCCGCCUGAACCUGAAUAGAGUGCAGAAGACUGCUGGACCGGAGCCUCUAGUUGCACCGGAUGCCCUUUUCGCUUGGAGAUUAGAAGAGCUACAUCUUUCUCAAACAACGCUGAACGAACAAACAGUUGAUUCGAUAUCGACAUAUUUGGCCACUCCCAAGUCCGAGAUUCUCCGAGAACUGCAAGUCGAUCAAUGUGGAUUGAAUGGCCGGGAUCUUGCGACAUUUUUCAGGUCCAUGACAAGAGAAGAUGGCCAACCCAGAGCCAUGCAUGUGAGCGCCAACGAAAAUCGGUUGAAAGUGGGUGGUUCGAUAUUGUACAAAACGAUUGCGCAAAGCCAUGGACCCUCAUCAUUGAGUAUGCGUAUGAUGGAUUUUGAGAAGGAAAGCCACUUCCGUGAAUUGAUCCAGGCGUUGAAAACAAAUACCACAAUACGGAGUCUGGAUAUCUCGCGUGCGUCAUUGCCCUAUGAUGCAUCCAUGGAAACAUGCGAGGCUCUCAAAGAAAUGUUCGCGACCAACAACACUCUUGAAGAGCUAAAUAUUAGCGGAGAACAUGCCCACCUCGAUGCCACCCGAUUUGGCAUUGGCUUGAACGUAGCACUGCGAGGGUUGGCGCAUAAUCGAAGUUUGAAACUGCUGAGGAUUGAAUAUCAAUCGCUUGGGCUGCAAGGUGCCACCACACUGGCAGAAGUACUCAAAACGAAUGACACCCUGUUGGAAAUUCAUUGUGAGCACAACGACAUCAAUCUCCAGAGCUUCACUAUUCUUGUCGAUGCUCUUGAGAAGAAUCUCACUCUACUGUACAUGCCGACGUUAGAUCAAGACCGCGCGAAGGCGAUAGAGAGGGUACGGCGUGAAGUUGAGGCUUCGAUGGAGCGGACAGAAAGUCCUCAGCCGAAUAAAAGUGGACAUUCACUCAAGAAGGUCAUUGGAGGCGCCUUGACAGGCAAGCAUCACCGACAUGGGCACGGGCAUCGACACAGCAGUUCAGUCUCCUCCGCUGGCUCGUUCACUGAACAGGAUGUAGCAGCGGUGAUUAUGACGUUGGAAGAGAAAUGGAACGUACAAGUGACAAGAUUGCAAAAGUAUCUGUUCCGAAACUACUGUCGAGCUCAAGGCGAGCAAUGGGAGGAUGACAGUGGAGGCAACAGUGCUCAAUCGCAGAUACUGGCGCCCGAGUCUGUUGCUCAGAUGAUGCAAAGAGUCCACCUUGAUCGAACUCCUACCAACGAGAACCCGCAAGUCUUGGACUAUAUUGAUGAAAAAUUGGAAGAUAAACGACACCAUGUUUUUCCGAUACCUCAAGAUGACGAGGAAUAA
Messenger RNA from Exophiala bonariae, 3342 nucleotides. RefSeq lists its product as uncharacterized. The coding region runs from base 1 to 3342 and encodes 1113 amino acids. The transcript has a single exon. NCBI's taxonomy places the organism in Eukaryota, Fungi, Ascomycota, Eurotiomycetes, Chaetothyriales, Herpotrichiellaceae. The record is from RefSeq and is a predicted model, not a curated record.